AUGUCGCAGUUCCGCGACCAGUUUUCGCAAUCGUCUCCGGGUUCUGUCUCCGGAGGCGGUGCUGACGCCGGAAAUAUUACUGGUACUCCAUCCUCUCGCCUCAUCGCAUUCUCACCGAACGCCAGUUCGGUGAAGUCCACGUCCAAGCUCAUCCAGACACCCGAUCGCGAGGACACUUUGGUCUUCUCGCCUACUCAUAGUAGCGGUGGUGGCUUCCGUGCCACCAACAUGUCUGCGGACAAAGACCCCUUUGUCACUCCUUCGUCCAAGGCAAAGAUGAAGUCGAACCAACAGCUGUCUGCUGCCGCGUCUAGCUUCCGCCCGUUCUAUGAUAGCUUGUCUUCGAACGGAUCUGUUGAGGGUAAUCCCCAAGCAGCCGAAGGGCAAGACCUUCAAGUGUCAAUUCCUGGCCAGAUUUCCAAUAGUCUGAGCACUGAAAUCUUCUUGUCGCGAUGUGUCGAGUUUUCAUGUUCGACUCAACUUGGGGCCGCUGAACUUAAUGAAUUCAUCGGUCUUGCUAUGCCCAGUGACAUGUUUGCUGCUGCGAAUGAGGGCCAGUUGGAUAUGCUUGCUGUUCUUCUCCACAAUGCUCCUAUGGAAUUAUCCCAGGUCGAGCCCCAUGUGCUCAAGCUGCUUCAGGCCGAGGGAGAUCUUUUCGCUUUCCAGAAGGAUCCUCGGUCGGAGGAGGGUGCUGUCAAAGCGAUCAUUGAAUACGCUGACUGUACUGUUGCCAUGAAUGUGGCGUCGAAAUUGAAUGGCGUCAUUGUUGAUGGCCUCCACAUCCGGCUGAGCUUUUACCAGCCUGAUGGACACACUGGGCGAGCGGCGCCUCCGAACGACGGAGUUACGACGCCGAUGCCUACUCCUGGCCGCUACCCUCCGCCGGACAACAACACUGCGAGUUUCCAAGGGCAACAAGGCAUGCAGCCCCAAAAGAUGGCGAUGCAACAUGGUUCCAACUCCAUGGUUCCAGCCAGACAUCAGCCAACCCCUCCAACGUCAGGCAUCGGCGGACCGCCGCAGCAGCAGGUUGCCCUCGUCCACAUGGUGGUGCGUAACCCAUACGGCACCACUGGCCCAAUUAUCCUGGAUCCAUUCAAUGGUACGAGCUCAGGAAUGGGAGGUAUGGGAGGCAUGGGAGGCAUAGGAGGCAUGGGAGGCAUGGGAGGCAUGAGCACCUUGGGGCCAAUGGGGCCAAUGGGCUCAAUGGGAACUACGGGAGGCAUGGCCGGAAUGGGACCAAUGGCCGGAGCCCCCAUUGUCUUUCCUCCCGGGACGCCCAUGUCAACCAUUGUUCAUCAAGGAUAUGACGGCGGACAGAGACGUGGUCCCAUGGUACGUUAUGGCAACCGUCGCGGCGUAAUGCGCAUGGAUAGGUCGAUGCAGUUUGGCCCCAACGGCCAUCAUAACCAAGUGGAUGUCAAGCGUAUUCGCGAUGGUGUUGAUGUGCGGACGACGAUUAUGCUCCGAAACAUUCCCAAUAAGGUCGACCAGCGGAUGUUGAAGGCAAUCAUCGACGAAUCGAGCUGGGGCAAGUACGACUUUAUGUACUUGCGAAUUGAUUUCGCAAACGAUUGCAAUGUCGGAUAUGCGUUCAUCAAUUUUGCAGAUCCGCUAGAUAUCAUCGAUCUUUACUACACCAUAGGUGGGACCAACCCCGAGCUUGCUGGCCGUGAAGAGGAGUUCCCCGGACCAGACAAUCCGUCCAAGAUGAAGCGGAGCUGCGAGAAUGCUGAGCACGUUGAAUUUGGCACAGGUCUCUUCACACCCCAUCUCAGCCAGUACUACCGGGAUGAACAACGUCGCCGCCGCUCUCAGUUCGACCGUGGUACUAGAAUGGCGGCUCUUGAAGAGAUUGACUACGACGCAAGUCUUCAGCGUGUGUACGUGCCGAACUAA
Sporothrix brasiliensis 5110 is the source of this 1899-nucleotide messenger RNA. RefSeq names its product meiosis protein. Gene Ontology annotation, molecular function: RNA binding. NCBI's taxonomy places the organism in Eukaryota, Fungi, Ascomycota, Sordariomycetes, Ophiostomatales, Ophiostomataceae. The record is from RefSeq and is a predicted model, not a curated record. The transcript has 8 exons. Bases 1 to 1899 code for a protein of 632 amino acids.